AAAUUUUCGAUUUUUUUUUUAUUUUGUUCAAAUCAAAAACAAUUCUCUCGACGACAAAGAUCGACGACGAAGAUCUGUUCGACAUUCGGCUGCAUUGUUCGUCCACCUCACGAUGGGAGGUUCCCUUUCCCGAGAAGACCAAGACGACGCCGAGAAGAAAGGAUCGGUCGAACCGUGUACAUCAUCAUGCACUCCAGGCUCCACUGUUCUUUGUCCCAAGGCGGGCCUGUACUGGUCGUAUCUGCCCGACUUUUACCAGGCAUGUGGCGGCCGUGACAGAUUGCAAGGAUUAAGCACCCAUCAAGUGUGUGAACAAUUCGUCAAGCCCAUGGUGAAACAAGGAGACCAAUCGUUUUGCGAAUGGCUAGAAUCGCAACAGCAUCCAUCUGUGGCGGCCCAGGCGGCCGUCUUUAUUUGUCAUGAUUGGCAGAGCGAGUUUUUGAAAAUUAUUGAGUCUUUGGAAUGUCAUUUUGGCCCAGCAGCAUCUGACGGCAGCAAUGACGAUACAAGUACACGUCAUAAAAGACCCAUCAUUUGGAUGUCUCUCUUUUCGCUUAAUCCACACAAGCAGUACAGCAGUCUCGACAAUCCACAGUGGUUUCACUCACUUCAAUCCACCAUUACCGAAAUUGGACGAACAGUAGUAGUCAUGGUCCCUCAUCCGAGCAUCACUCCCAAUCAUCCACCCCUCCUCGCCCCUCCCAUUACCCGCGCUUGGUGUUUGCUGGAACUGUAUUUUACAGGUGCCGUAACGCCUUUGGAGUUUGCCAUGACGGAACAUCAAAAGAAACAAUUCUUCCAAACACUGAUAGAACACGAUCCAAAUGACAUGCUCCACCAAAUACAGGCUCUCAUUGACAUGGAGCGCAGUCACGCAUCAGUGGCACAAGACAAACAAGCCAUUCUACGACACAUCAUGCUGCAAAGUAUGGGCAUGGCACCCGCCAAUGCAUUGGUAUUGGAUCAGUAUCGAAACUGGGUCAUUGCCACUUGUCAACAGGCUUUGAACGAAUGCGACAACGAUACCGAACUACUACAACUUUACAAUGUCAUGGGCGAACUAUAUCGGCAUCAAGGAAACUACGUGCGAGCCGAAUGUCAGUUGGAACGAUGCUUCCAAAUAUCGUUUCAAUUCGACAAGAAAAAACGAAAAGAACUCCAACCCGAAAUAUGCAAGGCAAUGCAUAAUCUGGCUCGACUGUAUCACAAGCAAGAACAUCAUGCCGAAGCAAAAACCUUGUUGGAAGACUGCCUCGCACAACGCAAAAAGUUGCUCGGGCCAUCUCAUCCCGAUACGCUGUCGUCCAUCAAUCUACUCGCCAACAUUUUGCUCCGUCUGGGAGGCGACCAUCAACAAACAAACCAUGCAGCCGCCAUGGCGCUAUAUGACGACUGUUGGAACCAACGAAAAACCGUACUGGGGGGAAAUCAUCCUGCCACAUUGGCAAGCAUGCACAAUAGGGCUGCGAUUUGGCUGGAUCGGCAUAAGUAUGACAAGGCAGAACCACUGUUUGAAGCCUGCCUCGAGAAAGAACUACAGCUAUUGGGGCGGUAUCAUCCGCACACAUUGGUGACAAUGGACAACAUGGUAAUCACGUAUGAACGCAAGGCAAAUACCAAUGUGUUGGCGCAGUCGUCAAAAUUAGAUUGAUUGAUUGAUGUGUGUUCGGCUGUGGAGACAAUACAUGUACAACAGAGGGAAUUGCUGGUGAUACAACAACAACAACAACUAGCUAGCGUGCUGUCGAUUCGUGGUAACAUGGAGGGAGGACAGCUUGGGCUACUCUUACUUAGUUAGCAAAUACCGGUAUAGAGCAUGCAUAGAUCGAGCUAACAUUAGAAGAAAAGAUUUCCAUUCC
Molecule: messenger RNA, 1859 nt
Organism: Seminavis robusta
Lineage: Eukaryota; Bacillariophyta; Bacillariophyceae; Naviculales; Naviculaceae
Source: the annotation of a GenBank genome assembly